AUGUCGAACAACGUGGAAAAGACAGCUGUUGUUCCGGAUGAUGAUGAGCCGGAUGAUUGGGACAAGCGGAUCUUCAGCACAGGCUGCCAUACUGAGCAGGAUAAGAUGAACGACUGCUACUAUGCAAAGAAGGACUGGCGCGAAUGCAAAAAAGAGAUGGAAGCUUUCCGCGAGUGCUGGAAGCGUCAGGGCAACGACCAGCGAACACAAACCAAAGACGCAUAA
Messenger RNA from Penicillium hordei, 225 nucleotides. RefSeq lists its product as uncharacterized. NCBI's taxonomy places the organism in Eukaryota, Fungi, Ascomycota, Eurotiomycetes, Eurotiales, Aspergillaceae. Gene Ontology annotation, cellular component: mitochondrial intermembrane space. Gene Ontology annotation, biological process: mitochondrial respiratory chain complex IV assembly. The record is from RefSeq and is a predicted model, not a curated record. Bases 1 to 225 code for a protein of 74 amino acids. The transcript is spliced from 4 exons.